Messenger RNA from Rubroshorea leprosula, 1037 nucleotides. Lineage: Eukaryota; Viridiplantae; Streptophyta; Magnoliopsida; Malvales; Dipterocarpaceae. The record is from the annotation of a GenBank genome assembly.
CUCUGCAACAAUUUUCAGAAAAGCAAAAUACAAUUUUCUUGACUCUGGAAAUUAAUCUUUGUUCUUCAUCAAUCCUACUCAAUCCCCUAUGGUUUAGGACAACAAAAACUUAGAACAAAUGGCGUAUAAAGUGGAUCAGGAGUAUGAUUAUCUCUUCAAGAUUGUACUGAUUGGUGAUUCGGGUGUGGGCAAAUCCAACAUUCUUUCAAGGUUUACAAGAAAUGAGUUUUGCUUGGAAUCCAAGUCAACCAUAGGUGUCGAAUUUGCUACCAGGACCCUUCAGGUAGAAGGGAAGACAGUUAAGGCUCAGAUAUGGGACACAGCAGGUCAAGAGAGGUAUCGUGCCAUCACCAGUGCUUACUACAGAGGUGCGGUUGGGGCCCUUCUCGUUUAUGACAUAACCAAGAGGCAAACCUUUGACAAUGUCCAGAGGUGGCUGCGUGAACUAAGGGACCAUGCAGAUUCAAACAUUGUCAUUAUGAUGGCUGGAAACAAGUCUGAUUUGAACCAUCUCAGGGCAGUGGCAACAGAUGAUGCACAAAUGCUGGCCGAGAGGGAAUCCCUUUCUUUCCUUGAGAUAUCAGCUUUGGAAGCCUUCAAUAUUGAGAAGGCAUUCCAGACCAUUUUGUUAGAUAUUUACCACAUAAUAAGGAAAAAGGCACUGGCCACGCAGGAGGCAGCUUCCAGCACAGGCCUCCCUCAAGGCACCACCAUUAAUGUUGCCGAGGUGUCUGGUAAAGUCCCCAAGAAAGCAUGUUGUUCAAACUAGAAGAUAUUGUUUUGUAAAAAUGGUAAGGCAAAUGUUACCAUCCCUAGCAAUGUGCUAAAUUGAGAACAGAAAUGAAAAUACUCUGUAUUAUAGUACCUGUAAUCACCUGAAGGCCAUUCAGAAAGCUGGUAAUUUUUGCUUCAUAACAGCCAUAUAUAGAUUAACAUGUAAAAUGAUGGGAAAUACCCUUUUUUUUUCUUUUUUUUUUUCUUCUGUAAAGGAGGGGAUAGAUACAAAGAGGGAUUGUGAGGUGGAGUAUUUCCCAUUC